Molecule: messenger RNA, 855 nt
Organism: Chionomys nivalis (European snow vole)
Lineage: Eukaryota; Metazoa; Chordata; Mammalia; Rodentia; Cricetidae
Gene: Chrac1
Product: chromatin accessibility complex subunit 1
Exons: 3
Coding region: 49-441 (130 amino acids)
Cellular component (GO): nucleus; CHRAC
Molecular function (GO): protein heterodimerization activity
Source: RefSeq, a predicted model, not a curated record
GCGCAGGCGCGGACGCGCGGGGCAUCACGGGCCGCCCGGACGCAGAAGAUGGCGGACGCGGCCGUGGGUAAGGACAAGUGCGGGGAACAGCGGCUCGUGUCGCUGCCCCUGUCCCGCAUCCGAGUCAUCAUGAAGAGCUCUCCUGAGGUGUCCAGCAUCAACCAGGAGGCGCUGGUGCUCACGGCCAAGGCCACGGAACUCUUUGUUCAGUAUCUAGCCACCUGUUCCUACAGACAUGGCAGUGGUAAAGCCAAGAAAGCACUGACAUACAGUGACUUAGCCAGCACUGCAGAGGACUCGGAGACCCUUCAGUUUCUCGCAGAUAUAUUACCAAAGAAGAUUUUAGCUAGUAAGUACCUGAAAAUGCUCAAAGAGAAGAGGGAAGAGGAGGAGGAAGAAAAUGAUGGUGAGGAAAGUGAUAUUGGUGAAGUACUGGCUUAAGCCUGCAAGAAGUGCUCCGAGUGAGCCCCGUGAGAGCCCCGUGAGAAGCUCAAGGACAGACUUACAGCUGGGAAGUGGCGGCCAUUCGCAGACUUGGAGCUUGUAUUCCCUCUUGCAGCGGGAAGGACUGGAACCGUCUCCUCUCCUAGCAGAAAAGAGCCCUGGGCAGAUGGCACUGCUGUGGCUUUGGGUACAGCAGCACAUACCCCUGAGCUUCAUGUUGAACUUGCAGGAGGACCUGGAAGCUCCAUGUCAGCUGUCCGAUCCCAGGGACACCCGUUCUCACAAAUGGCUACACAUGUAGCUCAUGUACAUUGUGCUAUCUUUGAAUUUUUUGUAUUUUUUAAGAAAUGGACUAUGCAUUUUUAUUGUACAGAAUUUGCUUUUCCUUUUCCAUUAAAGGUCUGUAUUUUA